Molecule: messenger RNA, 2524 nt
Organism: Hippocampus zosterae (dwarf seahorse)
Lineage: Eukaryota; Metazoa; Chordata; Actinopteri; Syngnathiformes; Syngnathidae
Gene: sgcb
Product: sarcoglycan, beta (dystrophin-associated glycoprotein)
Exons: 6
Coding region: 169-1113 (314 amino acids)
Biological process (GO): muscle organ development
Cellular component (GO): sarcolemma; sarcoglycan complex
Source: RefSeq, a predicted model, not a curated record
CGACACCACAGCGACUUCAUUGUUUCUGUACUUUGCAUUAAAGCGACACAGCAGUUAAUACAUUUCGCAAAACACGAUAAGUUUGGAUAAGAAGAACACCAAGGCGGUUGAUGGUGGUCCCACCCCCCACGCACUCGCACUCCGGUCGGAGAGAGAGGGAGGGUCAACAUGGCGUCUGAGCAGGAGAGCGCCAACGGGCCGGUGAAGAAGUCCAUGCGGGAGAAGGCCAUCGAGAGACGCGGCGCCAACAAGGAACACAACAGCAACUUCAAAGCGGGCUACGUGCCAAUCGAGGAGGAGCGUCUGCACAAGACGGGUCUUCGCGGGCGCAAGGGCAACAUGGCCGUGUGCGUCAUCGUGCUCCUCUUCCUCCUCGCUUUGAUUAACCUCAUCAUCACUCUGGUCAUAUGGACGGUGAUCCGCAUCGGUCCAAACGGAUGCGACAGCAUGGAGUUCCACGAAUCGGGUCUGCUGCGCUUCAAGCAAAAGGCCGACAUGGGCGUGGUCCACCCACUGCACAAAAGCACUGUCGGGGGUCGCAAAGACCAAGACCUGCUCAUCGUUGGCAACAACAACCCGGUGGUGUUCCAGCAGGGCACCUCCAAGCUGAGCGUGGAAAAGGAUAAGACGUCAGUGGUCAGCGACACCGGGAUAUCAUUCACAGACCCCCGCACCCAGACCACUUUUUUCAGCACCGACUACGACAACCACGAGUUCCACCUUCCCCAAGGAGUCAAGGUGCUCACUGUCAAGAAGGCCUCCACCGAAAGGAUCACCAGCAAUGCCGCGUCGGACCUGAACAUCCGCGGGGACGGCAAGGCCAUCAUACGCGGCAACGAGGGCGUCAACAUCAUGGGCCGCACCGUCGAGUUCCGAAUGGGCGGCGACAUUGAGCUCAGAGCCGAAAACAGCAUCGUGCUGAACGGCUCGGUCAUGUUCAACGCCACGCGCAUCCCCAACUCGGCGGGCGACAUCUACUUCGACGAGGGCGUGGAGCGCUACAAGCUGUGCAUGUGCGUCGACGGCACGCUGUUCCGCGUGCAGGUCAAGUAUCCCAAUAUGGGCUGCCAGACCUCAGACAACCCGUGCCGAAACACCCACCAAGGACUGUAACCCCAACCCAUGCCUCCCUAUCACAAAAAGAAGGGGGAAAAAAACUGUAGUCAUGGAUUACAUGAUCACAGGCGUUUGGAAGAUGCAGUGUUUUGUUUUACCAUCCAGUAUUUUUAUUAUUAUUAUUUAUAUCCUUGAGGGUUUCACAGGGACUUAUUUGGCAGCUGUGUGUGCGUGUGUGUGUGACGUGUUUACUGACCACUAAGUGAUUAGUAGGAUUUAUGCACUGCAGUCAUGCUCAAAGAUCUCAAGCUGUCAAUCAUUACAUUGGCUUCGCGAAAAGAGUUUCAUAUAGAAAAGAUAGAUUGUGCUUUACACUCGCCAGACAUCUGUGGAAUCUUAAUGAGCUCAUACGGUCAAAAUGUUGCACACGGCUCUCACAGGUACGAUGCGGUUAAUCGAUCAAUUCACCCCUCCUGUUAUACUGCGGGUCAAAUUGAUCCGUUAAAAAGAAAAACAUAUUUGGAUCCUAAAAGGAAACAUCAGAUUACCGGUAAAUAAAUAAGUAAACUCUCCGGGCCUUUUUUUUUUGUUCUUUAAAUUAUAUACCUGUACAUUUUCAACAAAAAAAAAAAGAAAUGUGUCAUUUGAUCCAUUCUGCACUUAUACUGCUUGCCUUAGUUUAAAAAAAAUAGUUCAUUGAUGGAUUUUAUCAUAUUUUUAAAUUGUAUUUUAUUUUGUAGGUCAAAUCAAGGUGUCUCAAAAAAAAUCGAAGAAAAUAUUUUUUUUUAAAUAAAAAUUCUCCUGAUGGCCUUAUUUUUGUUCUAUUAAAAAAAUCUUCACGACCCUAUUCAAAUGCCAGAUUUUUGUGGCAAUUAAAAUAGCACGAUUUUAAAGAAAAUGUCAGAAAAAAGCCUACUAGAACAUCUGGAGUUCACUUGAGGUUAAUCAAAGAUACUUUAAAUGGUUCCGGGUGUAUGCUGACUCGGUAAAAGAAAGUGAAUGUGGUUGGUUAAUUCUGCGCAGCCCCAUAACUCCAAUGAUAUAAUUUCAUUUGUUUAUUUUAAUUUACCCCCCCCCCCCCUUUAAAAUAUUUUUUCAUCAGUUAAGCUGAGUAUAGGUCACAUUAAUGGAGGAAAAUGUUUUUAAAUGCCUCAUCUUGGUCUCGCUUCACAAAAGCUUGGUAUUUGAACAGAGAUGUGUCAAAUUUUUAUAUCCAUUGUGUUUGGAUUUUGUUUAUGUCUAAAAAUAUCCAGCACAUUUUUUUUCUUUUUUUAAUGACUAAACAUAUCCAGCACAAGCAUGUUAACCCAAGAAAUUUCUCAAGAACCAAAACAUAGCAGGGGGGUUAAUACUACAAAAUUAUUUGGAUUUUGUACAAUCUCAAUGAGGAUCGAUGGGAAAAUGUGUAACAUUUGCUUGACAACAUUGUGGUGUGUUUGUUUGAAAUAAAACGUGGCGUGUCAGCGUG